This is a messenger RNA of Verticillium dahliae VdLs.17, 1242 nucleotides long. RefSeq lists its product as uncharacterized. The record is from RefSeq and is a predicted model, not a curated record. Lineage: Eukaryota; Fungi; Ascomycota; Sordariomycetes; Glomerellales; Plectosphaerellaceae. The transcript is spliced from 3 exons. Bases 1 to 1242 code for a protein of 413 amino acids.
AUGCCGGAACACGACGCCCUCGUCCAGGCGUACUCGCACCUGGCCGACUUUCCACGGGCCGGCGAGGCCCUCACGACGCUGAAGAAGGUCGCGUCGCUCGUCAAGCCCAUUAUGCGCGCGCGGCGCUGGCGGGUGGGCGAGCUCGCCGAGUUUUAUCCCGAACAGCACAACCUCCUAGGCCUCAACGUCAACCGCGGGCAGAGGAUCCUGCUGCGCCUCCGCCAUCCGGGCGACCGCGCGCAGUUUGUCACCAUCGAGCAGGUCGUCGACACGAUGCUCCACGAGCUCUCGCACAUCGUCCACGGCCCCCACGACGGCAAGUUUCACGCGCUCUGGAACCAGCUGCGCGACGAGCACAUGGGGCUCGUCAUGAAGGGGUACACGGGCGAGGGGUUCCUGUCCGAGGGUCACCGCCUCGGCGGCGGCGGGCAGAAGCCCAUGCACGAGGCGCGGCGGCUGGCCCGCGCAGCGGCUGAGAGGCGACGCGCCAGAGGGGCAGCCACGGGCGCCGCCGCGGGGCAGAGGCUCGCAAUCUCGGAGACGGCAACGAGGAACGGGUUCCGCACGCAGGCCGAGGAGGACGCGGCGAACGAGGCCGCCAUCUCGCAGGCGCUGUGGGAGCUCGUGCAAGAGGAGGAGAAGCAAAAGUACGGCAAUUACUACGUGCCCCCCAGUGCCCAACAUCCCGAGGGCAGCCAAGGAGGUGCCGUUAUGCCAAAUCAUGGCGGGCCGCUGCCGCCGCCGCCCUCUGUCCCUGCGCCAGAAACGCGACCGCCAACCUCAGGAUCGGCGCUGCAACCCCUGGCUUCAUCAUCCCGGGCAUCUACUGAUCAGUCGCUGACUACGCAGAAGGGAUGGACAUGCGGCCUGUGUACCUUGCACAACCCGGCCACGUUCCUCGCCUGUGAUGCCUGCGGUACACAACGGGGAGAAGAUGUGUCGCGAACGUCAUGGACGCCUAACGAGGAGAAAAGACGUACAAUGCCACUGUCGUUAACAACAGCAUCGGCGUCAACGUCGACAAAAUCCACGCCGGCAUCCAUACCGACAAUCGACCUUACGGACAGUCCGCCCUCCAAGGCCAAGGCUAAGGCCAAAAGUGUGCUGCCUGCGGCGACGCCCGCAAAUCCUACGGUAAAGAGCAAACCCCAGACUUGGCAGUGCUCCUUUUGUGGGACGAGGAUGGAACGAGAGUGGUGGACAUGCUGGACGUGUGGGAAGAUGAAGGACAAUUCUCGAUGA